AUGGCUAAGAGAAACGGCAAACCCGCGAAUCUGAACCUAAAUGACAAACAGCCGCCGAUAUCACCACAAAUAGCCCGCAUAAGGACUCUGGAGUCAAUCGGAUCCGUGCCCUCCACGCCAUCCCUAAAUGUCAACCGUUUGGCAUACAAUGUCUCGGAGUUUAACAAAGACUUUGUGCCGAUUCCCACCUCCAGGGAGGAGAAGAUCCAGAAGUUUAAGCCCGAUGUGUCCCGAAAGGCGUGGAUCCGCCGAUUGCGGGGCAUAUUUCCCAUCACUCUAUGGCUCCCGGAGUAUAACUAUCGGGAAAAUCUGUUGACCGAUAUAUUGGUGGGCAUUACUGUUGCCAUAUUUCAAGUGCCGCAAAGUAUGGGUUACUGUUUGAUAGCACACGUGCCCCCGACCUAUGGCCUAUACUCGGCUUUUUUCCCGGCCCUCUUCUACACCAUCUUUGGCACCGGCUAUCACUGCGCGUUCGGUCCCUUUGCGCUCGUGUCCGGUGUUAUGACCGGCGAUAUUGUCACACAAGUGAUGACCGAAUUGGGCAAAGAUGUGACCGCAGGUAAUGUAGAGAAAGGCACCAAAUUAUCAAGUGUUGUGUCGGAUACCAUCGGUACGACACUGGCGUCCGCAGACCAGUGGCACGACUUGGUUAACAUAGACAUCGCUAUUAUGGUGGCAAUGAUUAUCGGUAUCUACAUCUUGGGCUUCGGUAUCCUUCAGUUGGGUUUCAUAUCAAACUUUAUGUCCGAAGAGUUGAUCAGCGGUUUCACCACUUCUGCCUCCAUUAUAGUGUUUGUCUCACAACUCGCAUAUCUAUUGGGUGUUGACUAUAAACACUUUGCCGGACCCUUUAAUCUGUACUACACUCUCGAGGAGGUGUUCACGAGGCUGAAUGAGGUCAAUCUGACCACUCUGGUCAUCACAUGUGUCUGUUUGUCGAUAUUAUUGUUUUUCAAACUAGUGGUCAACCCAUACACACAGAAGACUCGGGUGAAGACCCCCUUUCCCAUCGAGUUAUGUGUUGUGAUCGGAGGCACUAUUGUCUCGCAUUUUAUGGGAUUAAAGGACGCGCCCUAUCACGUCAAGAUUGUUAACCACAUCGCUGACCAUUUCCCGACCCCGAUGUUACCCCGAUGGGAUCUAUUCUCCAUAAUGUGGAGUAAGUGUAUCGCCACAGCUAUAGUCGGCUACACUAUCACACUCUCGGUGUGCAAAAUGUAUGGCAAAAAACACGGCUAUAAGACCGAUGCCAACCAAGAGAUGACCGAUGCCAACCAAGAGAUGGUAGCCAUGGGAGCGGCGAAUAUGAUAUCGUCGACCUUCCAGUGCAUCCCAUGCGCCGCUUCUUUACCCCGGAGUGCACUCCAGGAGACGGCCGGCGGUAAGACCCAAGUGGUCAGUAUUGUUAACUGCCUGUGCAUUAUUGUCGUCAUACUAGCGCUCGGCAAGUAUUUGGAGGAAUUGCCAACAUGUGUAUUGGGUUCGUGUAUAGCCGUAGCGCUGGUCUCGUUGGUCACCAAAGUUGGCGAUUUUUGGCGCUUCUGGAAAGUGUCUAAACUGGACGGGGGCAUAUGGAUUGUCACAUUUUUGGCAGUACUAGUGAUUAGCGUGGAUUACGGCUUAUAUAUCGGGCUAAUAUUGUCGCUAUUGUUGUUGAUAUGGAAAUCCGAAAGACCCAAAACCUAUUUGUUGGGCACCACUAAUGAUCUGGAUAUAUACGUACCGAUCAAUAAAUUCAAUAAUGUUGAAGAGCCCAAGGAUUUCAAGAUAUUUCAAAUGUGCGGUCCUUUGAAUUUCUCAAAUGUUGAAUACUUUUCCACUGAAUUGGAAAAUAAA
Medioppia subpectinata is the source of this 1836-nucleotide messenger RNA. Lineage: Eukaryota; Metazoa; Arthropoda; Arachnida; Sarcoptiformes; Oppiidae. The record is from the annotation of a GenBank genome assembly.